AUGCGGGUGCCCUGGGGAGCAGCCACUCGAGAGACUAUGCAAAUUCUAAAGGACUUGGUGCAGUGGUGUACUGAUCAGGGGUUCAUAAUUGACUCCCGCCUCAGCAUUAAGCAAGGCCAAAAUGGUUUCGGUGUUUUCACGAAUCCUGAUGGAGAAAUCCCAGAAGAUACAACUGACUCGAAAUGGUUCUACUAUCUUAAAAGCCUCCCCAAGACCGUAGAGCUUCCGAUCCUCUGGGAGUUUACCGCAUCUCGCCCGGAGCAAGAGAGAGAUAGCGCGAACGAUGUGGACCGCCUUUCGGCACUAGAGUGGUUGACUGGAACAGAGGUCCAAAGAAUUCUCCUGGACAAGGGUGAACCUAUACUCGAACAACUGAAAACCUAUUAUCGCGAAAUCGCAGAGCCUCUCCUGAAGCAAAAAUUGCCGAACCACAACUUCAACUUUGAGGGUUUUUUGCGAGCCUACUGCCUUGUAUCUUCCCGAGCCUUCAUUGUGGAUAGGUAUCAUGGUCUCUCCAUGGUCCCUGUCGCCGAUGCGUUCAACCACGUACAGGAAAACCAUGUCCACAUAGAGGCGGACUUUGAGGUUUGCCUCGAAUGCGGUUCCGUGGACCAGUGCCCGCAUGACGACGACGACGAUGACGACGACGAAGCUCCUGACCUUGUUGCGUUGGAUGAUGAAGGUCAAAAAAAGGACGACAAUGCCACCCCUCCCACCAGCUACUACGAGAUGGUUUCCGUCACCGACAUCCCUGCGGUGAGAGAAGUGUUCAACACGUAUGGUGAAACGCUCUCGGACGCCCAGUUACUAUCUCGAUAUGGCUUUGUCCUAGAGGCGAACGAGAACGACCGGAUAACUUGGAACUACAAGGAAAUCUCCGAAACUUUCGGCAUCGAUGUCGAAAAGCAGUUCGAAGAGUAUAUCGUUGACAUCAGCAUCAAGGAGCAGGCGCUCGAAAUCGUCGACUAUAUGCCUACUCUUCAAAACGAACUGGAAAGCUCUCCAGUUGUCUGUGGAACGACCCGUUCCGAGCAAUCCCACGGAACUUGCUUGUACAUCGACAGCGACGGAAAGAUCUCCGACAUGCUCUUCCUCGUUCUGCUCAUCACAGCCUCACACAAACUCAGAAAGCCCUACGAUUGGUGCGAAGACACCAGGAUUCAGUUGAAAGAAGCCGUAGGCUUCAUGAGCGUUUACCAUGGAUUGGCGUUUGAUGAUGAAGACGAGAGGAAUCGUGGAUUCACGCUCGAAUUCCUUGAACCUCUCGACAAACGACAUACGCGGGCUUGGAAGGAGCUUGUCGAGAUGCUUAUCCACCUUUGCACUCUGCGCAAACGAGGCCUAGGGAAACGUGGAUUUGAUGAAGGAAAAAUUGGAGAUUUGAUGGAGAGUAUCGCCCACAGCCAACCCCUCACGAAGAACGCGCUCUCCGUUGUCCUUAGCGAGAUGACGAUGUUAAAUGCCUGUCUCAGUCAAUGGGAAGGCAUCCGCCAGGCCAUGACACUCGUCUGA
Molecule: messenger RNA, 1512 nt
Organism: Coprinopsis cinerea okayama7#130
Lineage: Eukaryota; Fungi; Basidiomycota; Agaricomycetes; Agaricales; Psathyrellaceae
Exons: 6
Coding region: 1-1512 (503 amino acids)
Biological process (GO): peptidyl-lysine monomethylation
Cellular component (GO): nucleus
Molecular function (GO): protein-lysine N-methyltransferase activity
Source: RefSeq, a predicted model, not a curated record